Messenger RNA from Rasamsonia emersonii CBS 393.64, 2901 nucleotides. RefSeq names its product Mitochondrial AAA ATPase. The coding region runs from base 1 to 2901 and encodes 966 amino acids. The transcript has a single exon. Gene Ontology annotation, molecular function: ATP hydrolysis activity; ATP binding. The record is from RefSeq and is a predicted model, not a curated record. Gene Ontology annotation, cellular component: mitochondrial outer membrane. Lineage: Eukaryota; Fungi; Ascomycota; Eurotiomycetes; Eurotiales; Trichocomaceae.
AUGCAAACCACGUUGCUCCUGCCCACCCACCUCGCCAGACCCUGCCGCUUCAUCGCCCGCCGCCGCCAUCCCGCUGCCUGGACGCCGUCUGCUCGUCGAUUCCACCUGUCGAGUCGAUGGCGCUCCAGUGUUCCUCGUGAUCCCCAUGGCACGUCCGAUUCGGCUCACGGCAGCAAUGAUGUUGCCAACGAUGUUGCGCCAGUCGAUGGGCACGUCGAGCCGGCUGAAGAGGAGGGCAAAUCCACAACACCUACGACGAACACAACCCCUUCUCAGCGGCCAUUGAACCGGCGUACAGGCCCGUAUGGCUCGGGGAUUCGCAGGGCAAUGAGGAACAGGAAGCCCCCGCGGGAGUAUACCCCGCCCGUGGCCACGAUUCCGAGUUGGUUCCAUGAGCACAAUACAAUCCUCUAUAGCGGUGCGGAAGGACCGCAAAUACAACGGCCACCACUACUCGCAGUCGAAAAACCGAACACAGACGCAGAGGCUCCUGUCCAGAAGGAUUUGGCCCAAGGUGGGCCUGGAGGAGACAACGAUGGAUCCAAUGAGCCGGCCGGUUCGGGUAAUCGCUACGUGUUGAGCCAUGCUGUGUGGGAAGAGCUCUAUGCUUCCGCCAAGGCAGGCUUGAUGCUGCCAGCAGCAGAAUUUGCCAACGAACCGGCCGCUCUGAAGUCUCAUCUAGUCCUUCAAUAUCCGGGGGAAGAUGGAAUCCUCUUCCUGGAUGCGGUGGUUCAAAAGCUUGCCCGUAGUCUGGGAGCGAACCUGGUCACACUUAACGCGCAGGAUAUUGCUCAAUUGUGCAGCGAACAGGAUAGGGCAGAUAGUGGCAUGACGUCCCCGAUUCGAUCGCUGGGAUAUGAGGUCUACAAGCAACCCAGUGGCACGGCUUGGCAGGACGGUGACGAAACGGCGAAUGAGGGCGAUGGAGAAGACGGUGAUGUGGAAGUAUCCCCGUCGCGGUCUCGAUCGGACCUGACGGCUCCACGGUUCAUCACAAUAGAAAGCACUCGUGACCUCUCCGAUAUUCAACUUCCGAACUGGUUGGGCUUGAAAUCGCUUGUGGCAUCCCUGAACGGAUCGACCGCAGACGGUUCAGCCAACGCUGCCGCACGGAAUAACCCCAAUCGUGAACACCGAUGGUAUCGUCUCGUGAAUGAACUGGUCUCCCCAUCUGCUUCGAAGCGGCAGCUGUCCGUUGCGGAGGAUGGAUCGUCAGUGGAUGCCAAGCAGCCGGAGGAGCGGAUGGGCUCGAGUCCAGCGGUGAUUGUCCAAGUUCAAGAUUACAGGGACAUCCAAGCGACACGGGAAGGUUCUAAAUUCAUCUCCUUAUUGCAACAGGUUAUCCAGAGCCGGAGACGAGAAGGAGAACGAAUCUUAUUAGUAGGGACGGUUUCACGGGACAUCCACUCUCCGGCGGACCGCGAACGGUUCAUGCACAAUGUUCUUGACGAUCAUUUCUCAAGAACCCUGAUUAUCACUCCAGCCAUGGAUGCGAAGACGGUGGAGAAAGUGUUCACGGAGGACCGCAAGAGACGGACGAUGGAGAUUAAUAUCCGUCAUCUUCAAGAAAUGCUUCGUACAAGACUCAACGAAAACGCUACUCCGGUCGACUCGAGCAUCUUUUGCGACCGCUCGUGGGCCCUGGACCCGACCACUGUCGAGGAAUCUGGUAUCGACGAACGAUAUUGGACCUAUAACCACGUCCAUUGGGUGGCGACUCUCGCUCUGGGAUGUGCCGAACCCAACGAGCCUCUUAACCUCCAUCACAUUCAACGAGGCCUGAAGCUCAUCGAGACGACAGAUCGGGUCAGGAAUGAUUGGCUACAGGACAAACAGCCGAAAGUUGCAUCAUCUUCGGGAUCCGGGACCCGCCGCAAGCCUUCGUUGGCGGCGCUGCGGAAGACAUGCAAUGCCCAUGAGAAGAAGCUCCUGAGCGGGGUGGUCGACGCGGACAGCAUUCGGACGACGUUUGCCGACGUCCACGUACCGCAGGAAACCAUCGAAGCGCUGAAGACGCUGACUUCGCUCUCGUUGAUCCGGCCGGAGGCUUUUACGUACGGAGUCCUAGCUACCGACAAGAUCCCUGGUCUGCUGCUCUACGGCCCGCCGGGUACUGGUAAGACGCUGCUGGCCAAGGCAGUGGCGCGCGAGAGUGGCGCGACGGUGCUGGAAGUCAGCGGAUCGGAGGUGUACGACAUGUACGUGGGUGAGGGGGAGAAGAAUGUCAAAGCCAUCUUCACCCUGGCGAAAAAGCUGAGCCCGUGCGUGGUCUUCAUCGACGAGGCGGACGCCAUCUUCUGCUCCCGGACGGGGGCCAGCAGCCGCACGUCGCAUCGCGAACUCAUCAACCAGUUCCUACGGGAAUGGGACGGCAUGAACGACAUGUCCGCUUUCAUCAUGGUCGCGACUAAUCGGCCUUUCGACCUCGACGAUGCCGUCCUCCGGCGUCUCCCCCGACGACUGUUGGUGGAUCUCCCCACCGAGCAGGACCGGCGCGCGAUCUUGCAGAUCCAUCUCAAAGACGAGCAGCUGGAUCCUUCCGUCGACCUCGAUGAGCUGGCGCGCCGGACCCCGCUGUACUCGGGUUCGGACCUGAAGAACCUGUGCGUAGCGGCUGCGCUUGCCUGUGUUCGGGAGGAGAACGAGCGGGCGGCGAAGCACCAGGGCCCGGAGCCAUACCGGUACCCGGAGCGGCGAGUUCUGACCAAGGCACACUUCGAACGCGGCAUGGAGGAGAUCAGCGCGUCGAUCAGCGAAGACAUGUCGUCGCUGACGGCCAUCCGGAAGUUUGACGAAAAGUACGGUGAUCGCAAGGGUCGUCGAAAGAAGGGGCCGAGCUGGGGCUUCACGGCGCCUGGCGAGGCGGAGACGGCGGCGGAAACUGCUCGCGUGCGGACUUGA